This is a messenger RNA of Alosa sapidissima (American shad), 2247 nucleotides long. RefSeq names its product nicotinate phosphoribosyltransferase (gene naprt). Gene Ontology annotation, molecular function: nicotinate phosphoribosyltransferase activity. Bases 407 to 2029 code for a protein of 540 amino acids. Gene Ontology annotation, biological process: NAD+ biosynthetic process. The record is from RefSeq and is a predicted model, not a curated record. The transcript is spliced from 13 exons. Lineage: Eukaryota; Metazoa; Chordata; Actinopteri; Clupeiformes; Clupeidae.
UGAUAUUUAUCAGUGGAGACCAUUUUCAACACAUUUCAUCCAGUCCUUCUAGUUGCAGAGUUUGCAGAUGCUAGGCUAGCGAAAGUCAACGGUAUGUGCUAGCCUGCCACUAAAAACAGUCUUACCCACUCCCUAGGCAAAUAAAUUAUAAAGCCAGACUAUCGAUGUAAAUGUCUGUGUUGAUAGAAUAAUGUUAGAAAUUAAACUAACCUUCCAUCACAUUGCAAUAGUUAUACUUUGUUCCCUGUAGUUGGAAGUAGGCAUAGGCUGCAGCAACGGCGGAUUGAUAUUACCUGAACUACCAAGAAAAACGGUUUCCAUGACAAUCACGCGCAAAUUUAUUUAUCUGACGUUGUCACUCAUUGCUACAUAGAGUAGCCUACAUUGCACGAAGGAAUCAAGAACUAUGGCCACGUUUGAAAGCCAUGUUUCUGACUUUGAAGAUGACGACGACGACGAGGAAUUUGUGUUUACUAACCAACCAUACUUAUAUGAGCCGGAAUACACGGACGAAGAACUGAGGGAGAGGGAUGCCCAAAGGGCAGAAAGGGAGAGAGCGUCUGUAGAGACGCUCCCCGCUGGAGCUGCAGUAGAGAACCGUUGUUCCAGUUUAGAUGAUAUAAAAUAUCUGCAGACAGUGCUUCCUCCAGAUACCGAUCCUACCUUUUUCUCCUUCCUGACAACCCUGGACUGCUCUGCUGUCUCCAUAAGCUCUGUUCCUGAGGGUAGCACUGUGUUUGCAAGGGUUCCUCUGCUAGAGGUUUCUGGUCCCCUAGCUGUUGUCCAGCUUCUGGAGACCAGCCUUUUGUGUUUGGUCAACUAUGCCAGUCUGGUUUGCAGUAAUGCUGCACGUUUCCGGCUGGCUGCGGGCCCCAAACUGAAGCUGAUUGAGUUGGGCCUCAGAAGAGCUCAAGGACCAGAUGGAGGUCUCUCUGCUUCACGAUACUCUCACAUUGGAGGUUUUGACAUGACUUCAAAUGUUAUGGCCGGUCUGCUGUUCGGUGUCCCUGUGUCUGGAACUAUGGCCCAUUCUUAUGUCACUUCCUUUUCUUCUUUAGAAGAGGUGUGGCCUCGGGUGAUGAUUCCUUCAGAUGGUGGUGAAAGAGUUGACGUUGUGACCUUAACAAUAGGUUGGCUGAAACGAAUUUGUCAACUACUAGGUGUGAAGUCAGAGCAUGUACACGAGGGCGAGCUUACUGCCUUUCUUUCUUUUGGCAUUGCUUAUCCUCAGAACUUCCUACCUGUGAUUGACACAUACAGCGUUAAAAGCAGUGGUCUCCCAUGUUUUUGUGCCGUGGCACUGACUCUGUGUGAGUUGGGGUAUCAGCCAGUGGGUGUGCGGCUGGACAGUGGUGACCUCUGCAAGUUAUCAGUGGAAGUACGAUCAGUCUUCCUUCAGUGCUGCAAUCAUUUUGAAAUAAAACAGUUCCUGUCCUUGAUCAUCAUUGGCUCCAAUGGUGUGUCCGAGCAAAGUCUUGGUGAUCUCAAAAAGAAGAAGAGUGAGAUUGAUAUGAUGGGCGUUGGAACUCAUCUGGUUACCUGCACCCAUCAGCCAUCCCUUGGAUGUGUGUAUAAGCUGGUAGAGGUAAGUGGUCAACCCAAGAUCAAGUUUACUGAAGACCCUGAAAAGACCACUCUCCCUGGCAGCAAAAAUGUUUACAGACUGUUGGACACUGAGGGCCAUCCAUUUUUGGAUCUGUUAUGCCUGUCAGAGGAGCCUCCCCCUGUAGCUGGUGUGUCAAUGCAAUGCCAUUUGUUAGGACAUGGGAACACACCAUAUUGUGUUACACCUGGUCAAGUGAUAAAGUUGCGGCAGAAUGUUUUCUCCAAGGGCCAGCUCACCCUACCUCUCAGUUCUGUGGCAGAAAGCAAAGCCAGAGCACAAAUCUGCAUUCACUCUCUACACCCAAGAUACAAAUGCCUCCAACAGCCAGACACAUAUACUGUUGCAAUGUCUGAGAAGCUCUACCUCCUCCUCUGUGAUGUCAAAGCCAAAAACACCAGUGCUAAUAACUUCCUGCUCCAAUGAGAUAUGUGAAUCAACAGCCACAAAAUGGCUACAUCUGAUGCUUGUAGCCAGCCUUUUAAAAAAAAAGUGUCAUUUGUAUCAUCAUUUGGACCUAAAUACAGUUGUCAAUUUUUGAAAUAAUUUGAAACUAAUUUGCAUUCAUCAUUGUUUAUUCUAUGUUUAGUGCCAAGUACACUUUGAUUUUAACUCUUCAUUUAACCAAAUAUUUAUUUAAUAAA